This is a messenger RNA of Heterobasidion irregulare TC 32-1, 2661 nucleotides long. RefSeq lists its product as uncharacterized. Gene Ontology annotation, biological process: regulation of cell cycle; negative regulation of TOR signaling. Bases 1 to 2661 code for a protein of 886 amino acids. The transcript has 7 exons. The record is from RefSeq and is a predicted model, not a curated record. Gene Ontology annotation, cellular component: TSC1-TSC2 complex. Lineage: Eukaryota; Fungi; Basidiomycota; Agaricomycetes; Russulales; Bondarzewiaceae.
AUGUCGACAGAUAUUACUCGUUCAUUAUCCCGCUUAUUGGAAUCGGCUCCCCAAGCACCUCCACUGAAUGAUAUUCUCACAUCUGUGGACACUUUUAUACUUGAGUGCACCUCUUCCCCAGAACCUGAAAUCCUACUCUACAAUCUAGAGGAGGAACUUCAGACUAUACAUAGGGAUGCCGUUGAUCAUGACUCUCGCGAACAGACUGAGAUCUUCUUAGCAGUGCUAUGUCGCCUCAUCCCUGUGAUAUCCUCAACCUCCUUGAUCUCGACUUGGUUUGACCUCGUCUUGCGUCCGGCUCUCCGGGAUCCCAAGCUCUCCGCUACAGGAAUAUCAUCUGCAAAAGAACUGGUCAUUGUUGGAUUAGUGAAAGUCGACGAAAACUACCCAGCCAAGCAGGGAGAGUUUCGACGGCACCUCCUCGACCUGUAUCUUUUGGACGCUUACAAUGAAGGGUCCGGGAAUGAUGUUCUCGAGUGGGCAGAGCUUUCCGAGGAGCAGCGGGAGCGGAGACGCCUAUGGAAAUCCAACUUGGAGGAUAUCAUGGUCCAGUUUGGAUUAGAACAACCAGAGGCUCUAUUCACGCAAAUAUUCAACGCUUUCGCCUCCACCUCAUCUCGCCUACAGCUAUUCAUCCUCUUAAACCGAUAUACCUCACAGCCAUCUUUUGAAUUGCAUGCGUCCGUCCUAGCCGCUCAUUCUCUUAUGUCCAGCAUCCUCACAUCCCUUCUGGUUGACAAUUCGACAACUGUCUGUACAAUUGCUCUCUCGGUUCUAACAAAGCUCCUCCCCAUAUUCGCAGUCAAAGCAUCUCAUAAUCUCAAGGCCAUGCUUUCUCGUCUGUUUGCUAUCCUAGCCCGCAUCAUUUGCUGGCAAGAACGGCAGCCCACUGACGCCUCUGCUCAAGAAGAAGACCCAUCUUCCGAUGGGACCAGCCAAGGCGAUCCAGACGAGAUCACACGACAAUCCAUGCAAAGUAGCCGCGCGCUCAACACGAGAGCUGACCUUGAUUGGCAGAGACUGGAGUUGACAUUCGGUUCAGCAGCUGCCCCUGCUCCUUCACCGCGACGAUUCUUCACAUUCCUCUAUUAUUUAUACCCGUGUAACUUGUUAUCAUUUCUCCGACGCACUGCACACUACUUGACAGACGCAGGCGUGGAAUCUCCUUACUCGGUCGAUUGGAUGGAAGCUCUUGAUAUAGAUCAAAUCAAAACUAAGAGCGAGGUUUUACUCCGCGCGCAUAUCACUCACCCGCUGAUCAUCUGGCGCAAUGCGACAAACGAAUUAAAUAAUCCAGACUUCUUCGAACGAUAUGAUGUGCCUCGUAUUGUAACAGAAUGCAUGCGGUUGGAGGUUCGUAACUCGCGCCUAGAGCGAGUACCCCAAGUCUUCCCCGAUGAUCACCAAGAGUCCGAGCUCGGGACAGAUACUUAUUUUCCCCUCAGCAGUCACGAUAUCGGCGAUACGCAGGCCGUCGAGGAGGUGACCGAGGAUGAAUUUCUUGUUUCAAGAAUCGUACAAGUGCCUUCUACCAAGACAAAGAUCUCGUUGCGGGACAUGGUCAACACCUCUAUCGCCUUGAAAUCCAACGCGGAGAUAGAGAUCGUGGAUCCCACGCCUACUUGGCCGUACGCGCUCUUCACCAGCGCUAGCAUCUCGUCUGCCACGCCCAGCGUACCAUUGGCCGGGGAAUCGAGCGACGCAUCAUCUCAACGAGAGACUGAGGUCCCUGUACAUAUUGCGCAAGCCAUCUCAGGGCUGCAGCGAGAAGUGUUGCUCCUUCGAAACGAACUCAAUUUUGAGCUAUGGCUCACACGGGAGAACAUGAAGCAAAUCGGGGUGCUGUACGAGCAGCGGAUCGUCAAGAGGAACGCUGAGAUGGAGAGGCAGGGCUUGCAUAACGCCCUUCGCGAUUAUAAAAAUCAGGUCGCACGCUUGCAGUAUCAGCUCAAGGACCAGAAAGAGCAGUCAGACAUGGCUAAGAAGAAGUACGGGGACUGGAAUGCUGAGUUACAGCAGAAGAUCCGGGAUCUCCGCGACCAGAAGAGGUCGUGGGUUACGGAAACAGCGUCUUUGAGACAGGCUGAAAAGGAACUCAGGGCUCAAUUUAUCGCUCAAGGCAAGCUACUUGCUGAAGCAGCAAAUAGAGUCUUCCAGCUGGAAAGCUCAAUCAAAGAGAAUGCGCACAAACUAGACCGACUCAAAGACUAUGAGCGGCAGAUAGAGCAGCUGACAACAUUGCAAAAGCUAUGGAAUGUCGAUGUGCAAAAAUACAAAAGCCAGACAGAAGUGAUCAAGAGCAUGCUUAGUAAAUACAAGAAGAUGGAACUACGCCUCGAAACGUACGAGAAGACGCACACUGAGAUGGAGGAGCAUGCGCGGGCAUCGCGUCGCCAAAUUCAGACACUCGAAUUGCAGUUGGCUUUCUCGAAGCAUCAGAAGCCGCAUAUAUCCCCGCCAUCUGAUGCUGCCUAUAGGGAAAGAGUGUCUGCGUUAGAGCAGGAAAACGAAAGGUUGCGUAAUCAAUACGAAGAGCUGGAGAACGAGGUUGAGGAGGUGAAGGAGAUGGUCGAAAUCUUAAGAGCUCAAGUCAGCAAGAGUCCAGGAAUAUUGUCGGAUGCAAGGCUUAGUCCUAACAUUGGCAGCCCGUUGAUUUUAUGA